UUCCCCUUUUUAACCCCUUUUUCGUUCUCGUUCGGUUGUUCCGAACCCCCAACAAUCCUGCAGCCACCGUUUAACGCGGGGCUGCCGGAGGGACAGUCGGUUUUACGUGGCAAAGGAAACGUGUUCACCACCGGUCGUGCAUAUUUUUCGUGCCGCGUGUCUGUCCAACCCCAAGCACUUAUCGACGAUUUAUCGGUAAUCCUUCGGUGACAUGUUAUGUGAGUAAGCAGAUGUGAAUAUCUGACGUGUUAUGGCGUGGAAGUGUUGGCCAACCAUUGCGGUACCAUCGUUCUUCUCCAAAGACACCGGGAUAUAUUGCCGUAUUAACGCCCAGCUGUGUUGAGUCUCCGUGGAAACAUGAAGAUACCACCCCUGUCAUGACCCAGUAUCGCGGACACGCGUGUGGAUGAGGGUAAACCAUCUCAACGAGAGGGAUGUCUGAGAGCGACGGAGAGCAAGUAGCUCGAUCGGUGGCCCUUGAGCAAGCCUACGUCCAUGAGGUUUACGAACAAUGCGCCGAAAAGACUGUACAGAGCAAACACUGGCCACGGAUCUAUCAGUUUCUCGAGGAACUCGAACCUGGUGCCCUCGUCUGUGACAUUGGUUGUGGCAACGGGAAGUACCUGAGCGUUAAUCACAGCAUCUUCAAGGUGGGAGUGGACCGUUGCAAGCGUUUCACGGAUAUCGCGCGUGAGAAGGAGAAUGAGGUACUAAUUUGCGACAAUUUAGCGUUACCAUUUCGGGAUGAGAGUUUCGACGCGGUCCUUUCAAUUGCGGUGGUACACCACUUUGCCACAACAGAGAGAAGGGUCCACGCGCUCAGAGAACUUGCUCGUGUGCUGCGGAUCGGUGGUCGCUUGGUGAUAUCAGUAUGGGCUAUGGAACAAAGGCACAGGAAGUUCGAAUCUCAAGAUGUAUUGAUACCAUGGCCCAAAGCAUAUUGCAUGAACUCGACACCAGAAAAAUCAAAACGUUCAGGUGCACCCAAAAACGCCAGUUUCAAUCAGAACACUCAGAAAUUUUUGUCAUCUUCCAAAAGGAACAGCCAACCAAAAAGCAAGAGCAAGGGCUAUUGGAUCGAUCCGAUAUUCAGUCCAUCACCAUCUACCAGCAGUCUGUCGAGUCCUAACGAGACCUGCUAUAGCUUCUUCCGUCGAGCCUUGCAGAAAUUAGCAGGAGGCAGACGAGGCUCUGGAAAUCGUCCUUGGUUCCUCGAAAGUUGGCAAAGUGGCAGCGGAAAGAAUCGAAAAUAUUACGAACAGGAGGAGCCUCCGGACGCGGACGAGUUACCGAUCGAGUUGCGUUGCGUGGAAGACGUCAAUGUGACCCUGAAUAAACAGUCGGAUUCUCUAAGCAUCAAGUCGAAGAGCCUCGGCGAUAUCCUAGAGAUUCAACGACUAGACAUGGUGCGAUCCAGAUCCAGCAUUCCCGGCCUCUGUUCCAUGCUGACGUCCGAAUUGAAUUUGGACGGCGAAUCUAGGACGUCGUCGUCGUCGAUAAGCGGCUCGAAGCCACGGCUGGUCAAGCAGAAGUCUCACCUGGUGGACGACGUCAGUUUGGAAAAUCCUGACAACACUGCCAUUCAAGAACUACCUAAGGACGUUCCAGACUUUCAGGUAACACCGACUCGUUAUUCGAAGCGAGGAAACAUCCUGAAGCAGAGCUCGAUGAACGAGGAGAUAAUGUCCGCGGAGAGGCUGGAGGAAAAGGAGAGGGUCCGACGAAACAUAAUGAAACAGGCGUCCCUGAACGAGGACAUCAUCUGCAAGGGUACAACGUUCGAAUCCUUCAGAGACUCCCUCUACUCCGGCAACGCGACAAAAAGGUUUCAACUGUUAAAAAGUGGCCUUACGAACAAGAUCAGACAGUCGACCACGAAUAUCGAGGUCUCGGGUAUAUCGAUCAAGAAUGGAUUCGUGAAAAUCCUCCAAGGAUGGAAGUCCGCUGAAAACGACGUACCACCGGCGUCUAAUAACGGUACAUCGAACGAUGAGACUUCACGAACAAAGGUUAACGAGAAGAUUCCACCGGUGACGACCACGAAGAGGGAGGUGGAAGGUGUGGAGAGGCGGCUGUCUCGCGAGGAUGGUUCGGACUCGUCGAAAGACAGCAGUCUGCAGAGCGACACGAGCGUCGACUCCGAGGACAGUUUCGCGUCCGUGAUCUACGUGCCAAAGCCGGACGCCCAAUCAACGAUAGACAUUAUACCAAUCUCUACGGGUCAUCAAUUGGGUAGCACUUCGGCACCGCCUUCGCCGCGAGUCAAAUAUCCGCCUGACUCGCACAAUUCCAGGCUCAAGCUCAUCUCCAUGUCUCCUUUGCUUAAGCAGUUCCCAGCCACCAGCAAGUCUCUGCCACCGCCUAGUCCGCCAGGUUUGUCUCCACGUUCGUUGAAUCCUGUGUUCACCAGACCCUUUUUCGCCACCACUAGCGUCAUCGGUCAGCAACCUGUAGCUGGGGAUAAAACAAACGGCACGAAGAGAAUAGACGUUUCGAAUGGUGCUUACGAAUCAGCUGAUUCAGAACUGCAGCUGAACAAAAGGAACGUCGAGAAUGGUGUCUGUAGAAGAAACAGCUUUUUCGAAACGAAGAAACCCACCUUGCAAGCUAUACGGGCGUAUAGAUCAAUGACCGAAACUGUGGAAGUUGUCGAAGAAGCUCAGACCGUCAAAGACACCGCGCCGCUUUUAGCUAGCACCGAGGAGAGCCCUGAGGUAUCGCUACAAGAGAAGACAAGCUGCGACUUCAGCAAAGAGGAGGAGAAUCGUAAGGCUAGGUUGAAUCAGAUCAAGGAGCUGCUGAAGCAGAAGCCAGGCUUCGCCACCAGGACCAAACCAUCCUUUCCUUUGGUCAGACGAGCUUCCACGACAGCCAGCGGUCGCCUGGAAGCUGUUACCAAAGUUUUGCCACGCUUACUCUCGCUGGAGCUGUUUAAUCCCGAAACCGACGACCUGGACAGCGACUCUAGCGGAGUCUCUUCCCCGGAAUCAGUGGGUUCUGUGAUCAGUGUGAUAUCGGACGAGAGGUACAUGGCGAAGAAAGACAACAACAAGUCGGAAUGCACCGAGUCAGAGGUGCUGGACAGUUCGGCGGAGAACGUCUCCGAUCCCAGUGACAUGACCGCCGACGAAUCGUCCGGUUAUGCGGCCGAUUCGAAGGAGGAUGGGACGAAAACUGCGACAGAUAGCUCUUCGUCCCAUUCUUCGAGGAUUCCUGACAGCUCAAUCGUGGUUGGGUCCUUGGAGAAUGUUGACGCCUCUAGUGAGAGUAAGACAAAGUCUAGUAUUCAAAUGCCGGAAGUGAAUGCGACUUGGAACGAAGAACUCCACAAGCACCUGAUAGACUUCACCGAGAACCUUAGCGAAAAUCUGAAACACGAUCAGUAUUAUAAAAAAUGUGAGUUUGACGAGGAUACAAUUGGCCAAAGGAACCCGUUAGUUUCUAUAAGAGAAUCUGACAAGCGUACCGACGAUUUUCAUAGUGAUUCCAGUGGAGUUUCUUCGUCAGAAUCCGCAGCUUUAACCAGCACUGUCAUUCCAGACGGAAGGUAUAGCGUUAGAAAGGAUAACGAAAAAUUAGGAAAUUCUAAUAAAAUAAAAACAACAGUAGAGGCUUCUUCGAAGCUCCUAGCCGCUGCAGCAAACGUAGCGAACUCCUUGGAGGACGCAGUGGAUACAGCUAUUCAGAAAACGCACAGUAAGCAACACUCGGGACAAAUCGCACAAGAACCGGUUCAAACUUGUACGUCAGGUGUCGUUAAAGCCACAGCAAAAUCUAGCAUCCAGUUACCAGAAAUGGACACUACGUGGAACGAGGAAUUCCGCAAGCACCUGAUUAAUUUCACAGAAAACCUCGGUGAGAAUUUAAUGCACGACCAAACCGACCAAAAAAUCUCUGAUCCCUUCGUUUCAAAGACGAAGGACGAAUCUCUGUCGAAAUCCAGUAGAUCAUUUAAGCCUACCAAACACACCAAGUACAACGAUUUAUCCGAUACAAUCGCCUGGUUGAGUAACACCAACAACGGCUUCGACGAGCAUCCUGACAAACCCAUGGAAUCGUUGGACGUGGAGAAUCCAAUGGGGAACAAGAUGCAACGAAGUCCAUCGGACGACACGAUGGACUUUGUGAUGGUCUCCAAAAGUGGUGAGUUCAUGAACGAGAAAGAGAACGCCGCCUUGGACAAGCCUCCGUCGGAGAAGCCGUACUUAAGAUCCGUCAAUUCGAUGGAGUCCAGCGAUAUGGGCGAGUCCAUCAGCUUCAGCAGCCAAGCGGAGUCCACCGGAAGACUUUGUAGCAGCAUGGUGUCCUUGCUGUCCAACAACACUCCAGAGUACCCCAAGUCGUACGCGGAGAAACGUAGGCUCCAAAUCCAGAGGAGGUCAGCGUCCGAGGAGACGCCAUCGAGGUAUCCCGACGAUAGCAAACGCAGCACCGAGUGUCUGGUGACCACGACGGCCAGCAACCACUCACUGAGUGCCUCGUCGUCCCAGGAAUCGUUAACGUCGGACCGUGGAGGCGGCGCGAUCACCUACCAUCAGUACUAUCACGUGUUCAGGGAGGGCGAGCUGGACCAACUGAUCAACAAAUACGUGGAGAACUUGCACAUUAUCUCGUCUUACUACGAUCACGCGAGCUGGUGCAUCGUCGCGGAGAAGGUGCAGGUCUGGACUAUAUGACUCGAGGCCUAUGCUCGUGAAUCUUUGCGUCUUGAACGCAACCGUGCCACCAGGUAGAUCCAAAGAAGGUAUAAACGAUGCUUCGCUAAAAACCGAGGGCUUGCGAUUAGAACAUAAGACGUACGGCAACUGCUGUUCCAACUUAGCGGAUGUUAUUGCGCUAUUACUGACAGGAAGUUUCAGGAACCAGAAACCCGAGCUGCUCAAAAUAAUCGGUAAACAUUUUAGACUACUUCAAUUAUUAGAGAAAAACUUUGAAUAUUGUCUUAUCUUUUCGCUGAUAAUUUCAAUGCGUUUGAAAAUGGAACACCCUGUAUUUAAUAUUUAACCAGCGUGUAAUCCAUCGAUACGUAAGGCUGUUCUAAUUAUUUUGAGCUGCACAAAGGUUCCAGCACGCGGCACAAAAGAGAAAAACGUUAACGGGAGAAAAUUCACUCCUUUUUCAUUGUAGAUCGAAGAAAUCAAUUCGAUGAGCAUCGACUCGAAAGUGAAAUUGAAUAGGAAAUAAAUGAUGGCAGGUAUAUAUAUCCGGGAAUACGAUUGAACAAGGAAAGUCUAAGGAACUGGAUACAAUUAGAGACUAUCGCGAACUGGAUUGGCAAUUAGAAAGUUUCGCAAUAGUUGAGUCGAAAAUGCCUCGGCAGCGAGCUCGGCUAACCGAACGAGCACGUGAAUUCGCAAAGGACCAAAGUUAAAUAGAAUACGUCCGCGUUAAAUCCCGUUGGACGUUGCAAAAUCAAGUGCAGUCGCGUGUGUAUAUUCUCGUGACAAGAAGAGAAGAGAAACGCAAAAUCGACAUUUAUCGGAUUCAAAAGGGUAAAACACACAUUUGGAGUUCACGGAGUACAUGUAAUAUCGCAAUAACUAUCGGACCAUUUAAACCAAGAGUAUACCACCAAACAGCAGAGCAAGAUAUUAACCCUUUAUUUAAAAUGGACGCAGGAAUCUCAUAUUCACAAUAUCUUAGCUUUACAAUACCAUCUUCGACGUUCCAUUCUUACAAGGCCACCCUCGUCAUCCUGACAACCUUAUAGAAUAGGGAUGAGACCUUUCCUAUGGAUAACGCUGCAGUGAAAAAUUCAGACUCUGCUCCCUCGUUUCCACGGAUCCUGAAAUAUUAUAGAAAUUAAGAAUUCACGGACGACAAAUAAAGGGUUGAAAAUAUAUCGCCGUCAUUACCGGACCGUAUACCCAUACACGCAUGAAAUUCUACCGAGGAUCCUGUAGUUAGACGAAAGGAAAAGAAAAAAAACACGUACACGUAGAAUCGCGAAGUUGUUGACUCAGAUAUCAAACCAAUUUACAAAAGCGUUAAAACGUAGAUAUCAUAGUGAAAUAUAACGAUCGCGCACGUACGAAAUGGAUUUAAAUAAUUCUCUACAAGUUAAAGUUUAAUGGCUCCAGUGAUAUUAUACUUCAUAUGUUAUAACGAGCAUACUUUGCUACACUUUUUUUGUAAAUACGUAUCUUACUGAGAAAAACUAACUUAUUUAUAUAUAUAUAAAUAAUACAUGUAUACAUACAUAUAUCGGCAAUCUAUUACAGUUUAAAACAGCUGUAUUUAAAUGUUGAAAAAUGAGAGUUACAAUUUAAUUAUUUUGAAACAUAGGUUCCACGUUUUUAACGCUUUUCUUAAACGGUAAUUAAAAUUAUAUGUUAUUUAUUUAUCUGCAAGCAAGAUAAUUUAAAGUUACAUAAAUUAUUUCUUGUACAAAAUAGUAUAGAUGUCAAGGUUUAAUUAAAUUAUAUUAUAUAGCUUGGUUUUAUUGUCAAAGUUUAAAAAAUAUAAAAAUUUCUCGAUAACUCUUGAUAACUGUGUGAAGAGAAAAUAAUUGUAUGUACAAAGGGUUGUUCUUGAGAACGCGACACAAACGCCGCUAUAGGAGAAACAAACGAAUGCACAAUCGAUAAAAUCGGAACUCUACGUGAUCGGUGAUCUUAAUCGAAAGCCUAAUUGUUGCUCACUUAUGUUAUUGUUGAUGUCCACCAUAGUUUCAAACAGUUCACUUAUUUGUAAGUGUUUAAUUUAACAUAUAUAUUUAUGUACAGAGCCGUAGCUAGAGUUUGCGGGGUCAAAGGUAAAAAAGUUGCAACCCAAGUCUACGCAGGUCGCAAACGAAAUUAUAAAUGAUAAUUAUUACAAACUAGGUAUGUACAAAUUUUUAUUUUCAAUUUAUCAACAAAUUUUAUACGACUUAAUUCCUUGAUUUAUCGAUGUAAUUAUUUUUUAAUGUCAACAUAGUCUUCCUUGAUAAUUAUAAUUUUUCAAACGAAACGUUUAUUUUCUAUCGACCGAACGAAAAUUCAUUCGACUUGCACACGUCUACCGUAGAUAAAUUAACUCGACGUUACCUAUUCAAUAUUCCACAGCAAAUUACACGAGAAAGAAUAUGAAGAAAAAGCUGUUGGAUCUUAAUGCUGCAUCUAGAGAAGGCUGUGUUCGACAUAGCUUAGAUAUGUUACGUAUAUAUGUACAGUAAAAGGGUAAAAUUUAGUAAAUGUAUACAUUACUGAAUUAGCACUUUUACUUUCACAUAUACAUAUACACAUAUACAUACCUGCAUACCAGUGCGUACACCUAACACACGCGUACAAAAGGAACGUACAUAAUGCACACAACCAUAUAUAAGGUCUAAUAAUCUCACACCUAUAUAGUGAAUAUUUAAAACGGAAAAAAAAAGAAUUGUUCUUCGCGCAUAUUUAUUCCCCUUCCAUCCAACAAAAAGUGUGUAAUUAUCGCGGUAAUGACACCAGGUUCAAUGUUGCGUACGACUUUCUAUUAUAUCGUAGCAUAUCAGACAUCGUCAUUGCAGCAGAUGUUAUUUCGAUCUGGAAACUUUUCAUUGAUAUCUUGAAACAAGAGACAGAUUUUUUUUCCACUUGUUAGUCUAUAAAUUCUAUUGACUUGCCUUUAACUUAUUUAGUUUCUGUAGUACACUAUGAUAAAGAUCUGAGGUUAGAAUAAAAAAAAUUUGUUUCUUGUCGGUGUGCUGCGUUUGAAAAUUUCCAGACCGAUUCUUAAUAAAUAUGCAUAUGAAAUUGUAUUUCGAGAGAAUGAUUGCUAUAGAAAUGGUGCUAUUUAUGAAAGAUCGAUGAUUGCUUAUCAUCGAAGAAGCACAGUUGUAGACGUACUCGAAAUGAAUUAAAAUAUCCAUUCUGUUUCAUCGACUGUUAAUUUUCGUUUUGACUACACGAAUAUCAGGGUAAUAACCUUAUUAUGUAAACAAUAUUCAAAUGAACGAAAACGAGAAUACUUAAUUGUAACUGAAUUAAAAUCCUUCGAUUUCAAUGUUGCGCAUGUUCAAAUGUACGUUGCUUGAAAUAAUUUCCCGCCAAAAGUUAGUAAACAUUUGAACUUGUUCAAUUCAACUAUGAGCGAAACAGAUUGAUCUCCAAUAUUAAAUAAUUGCAAAUAUUUUGAUUUAUUUAGUAUUUACUACUAUUAUCUGUUAUUAACAAUCACUAAUUUAGUAUAUUAUUAAUACUUCACGUGACUAGCGAAGUAUUUAAAAUGGACGCAAAUUUUCAAAAGCGUUUGAGUCUAAAGAGAACACAACGGGGGCGCUACAAGAGAUUUCUUCGGUGUUUGAUUCUAGCUUGGGGUACGUUAUGUUUGAGCUGUACCUCUAAAAUAUUUAAAAAAGAUAUUGACAAUAUAUAUACAUGUGAUUGACAGAAGGUUCCAUCACAGUUUUUGUAAACUACAUCGUAUUUCUAUAGGGUUUACCAUUACGGGAACAGAGGAAGGCGCGAAAAGAGCACGCGAUAAUAAAAUUAUAUACUCGCAAUUCUUUAAUGAGGAAUACCGGUUACUGGUUAUCGAAUAUUGAAUUAUCAAAUUUUAAAUAAUCUAAAAACAAAUUCGCGUGCCCUAGACAUUUUCCUCUUUCCUUUAGUAAUAUCGUAUAAAAAUUUUUUCCCUUUCUUUGUGUUUCCUUUUCUCUUGAUAAUACCGUACUUGCGGUCCAGUAAUACACUACAUACGUAUGUUUAUUGAAACUUUUCAUGAUACCGAAUUAAUGAUUCAGUGCACUCAAUCGAUUAAUUAAUUGUUCGUAUUCAUUUUCAACAUCUACUAGGCUACGUUCGAAACCAGACCAGAUUUCUAUUUUAUACCUGUAUUUCACGAACAGGAUAUUAGGAUGAUGAUCCAUUGCGUAUUAUUAUGUAUAUGUACAUUUCAUUUAAUAGAGAUAAUAUUUCAUA
Molecule: messenger RNA, 8882 nt
Organism: Osmia bicornis bicornis
Lineage: Eukaryota; Metazoa; Arthropoda; Insecta; Hymenoptera; Megachilidae
Gene: fid
Exons: 8
Coding region: 435-4676 (1413 amino acids)
Biological process (GO): tRNA wobble uridine modification
Cellular component (GO): nucleus; cytoplasm
Molecular function (GO): S-adenosylmethionine-dependent methyltransferase activity; tRNA binding
Source: RefSeq, a predicted model, not a curated record